Camponotus floridanus (Florida carpenter ant) is the source of this 2694-nucleotide messenger RNA. RefSeq names its product aminopeptidase N. Bases 170 to 2320 code for a protein of 716 amino acids. The record is from RefSeq and is a predicted model, not a curated record. Gene Ontology annotation, biological process: peptide catabolic process; proteolysis. The transcript is spliced from 13 exons. NCBI's taxonomy places the organism in Eukaryota, Metazoa, Arthropoda, Insecta, Hymenoptera, Formicidae. Gene Ontology annotation, molecular function: zinc ion binding; metalloaminopeptidase activity; peptide binding. Gene Ontology annotation, cellular component: cytoplasm.
AGGAUUUGGAACUUACAUAAAUAAAGAUGACAGAGUAUGGUUAACUGAUUAUCACACAUUUGAGAUUCGAAGAUUAUUUCCAAUUUUGAAGGACACUUUAUAUAGUACUUUACAUACUAGUUAUAACAUUUCUAUAAAGCAUCAUAAAAACUACACAGCUUUGUCAAAUAUGGAUAUGAAAGCAAUAAAUAUGGAUGAAAAUAAUAUGCAAUGGACACGUUUCAAAAUUACUCCCGCAAUGCCCGUGUAUUCCAUAGCGGCAGGUAUAAUCCAUCUCGCCUUUAUUUCAGAAACAAAUCAGAGCACAAGAUUGUGGUGUAGAACAAACAUGAUAUCACAUGUACAAUUUGCAUACUCAGUUAUUAAAAAUAUUACGCGGUACUUAAACAAUAAAGUGCCAAACAGUAAGAAAAUUUUGGAAGUAAAUCAUGUCGCGAUUCCGAAAUUAUUAGCUGAAGGAGAAGAGACAAAGUUGGGAAUCAUUUUUUAUAGAGAAGCAGAUAUUAUCUUCAAUCACGAAACAGAUUCUGAGAUACGCAAAAUUGAAAUAACACAAGUUAUAGCAUAUAAGGUGGUGCGUGAAUGGCUUUAUAAUGCAAUUGAUCCAAUUAAGUGGGAACCCUGGUUAAGCAAAGGUUUUGUUACGUUCUUUGGAAUUUAUAUCGCUAAUGAGAUAUUUCCACAUCUGCGAAUACAAGAUUUUUUUCUUAUUCAAAUGCAACAUGAUGUUCUUCAUUGGAGCACUAAGGACACAUGGCCGCUCACAAUCGAAUCAGAAUUCAAUAGCUUUUUUGACAUUUCUCGUUACAUCAAAGCAAGCAUUAUGUUCCACACGAUGCAAAUUAUAUUCAUCAAACAGAUGUUUGCAAUCAAGUGGUAUUUACAAGAUCAAUACAUAAGCAGUAGUAUUUUCUGGAAUAUUAUGCAAUCUAUCGUGGAUGCAUCACCUUUCAAAAUUAAAUACAAUUUAAAAGACUGGAUAACUAAUUGGACACUAUUAAAUAAUUAUCCUGUGAUAAAUGUGAAAAGAAAUUAUAAAAUUAGCAGUUUGAAUAUAUCGAUAGAAAAUUUUAAUACAAAUAUAUCGAUACAUGGGAACAUUAUUACGCGGACGCAUUCCGAUUUGGAAUUUUUGCCUGAAGUAUGGUUAACACCACAUACAUCGUAUCAUACAUUAACUAUAGAUUUCGUAGACAAGAAUGAUUGGAUAUUGUUCAAUUUAGAACAAAAUGGAUGCUAUCGCGUCAAUUAUGAUGCCGAGAAUUGGAAUAGACUUUCGAAAUAUCUGAACUCCAAUUCCUUUGGAAAAAUACAUGUUCUCGAUCGUGCUAAAAUCAUCGACGACACAUUUCAUUUUCUGAUGACAGGCCAAUUAAAUUCUACUGUAUUCUUGGAUAUUUCACAUUAUCUAUGGCGAGAUAGAGAUUACAUCGCAUGGUAUCCUAUGUUCAAAAACUUGGAAUAUAUGUCGGGUUUCUUUGCAUUUUCAGAAAGUGCACCUAUAAAGAAGGAAAUAAUGCAAUCAUUGAAUGAGAUGUUAUUGGAAAUAAAAUAUCCCGAUUUUAAAUCAGAUACCAUCAUUCAGGAAAGCGUUUUCACUGAAUGUUUGAGGCAAGAGGUUGCAAGAUGGUUAUGUAUUUUAGGUCAUGAUUAUUGCUUGCUAAAAGCAUAUAAUGAAUUAAAGCUGUAUAUUUACAAUCGUAACAAAUCUUUACAAUCCAAAAUUUGGAUGGGAUGGAAAGAAUGGAUAUUCUGCAAUGGUUUGAUGAUAGCGAAUAACUAUAAUUGGACACAGGUGUUUGAUGUAUAUUUGAAAGAAUCCGAUUUUAGUGUUUUAAAAUUUUUGGCUUGUUCCAAUAGUUCUUCAAUAAUUGUCCAAUAUAUGCGUUUAAUGGUUAAUGUGAAAACAGUUAUCGAUCGUAUAAACAGUUUUUGUUUUAUUGUUGCGAGGCAUGCAAAUAAUAUCCGAAUACUUGAUUUCAUAUUAUACAAUUUGGAAAAAAUGAAACCUAUACAUAUGGAUGUUAUUCCAGCAUUAACUAUGAUCAUUAACCAUGUAUAUUCUAAGCAACAAAUUGACCAGAUAAAGGAAUACGUGAAAAAUAAUAUCCAGGAUGUUCUAAAAUACUCAGUUUCUCCUCCCACUAAUGAUGGUAAAAACGAUGAUAAGGUAAUUGAAUCCUUGCGUAAAAAGAAAAUAACAAGUAUAAUAACUUAUGUAAACCGUAAGCUAGAUCUACGUUGGAAUCAAAUAAGGACUCAACUGUACAAAUAUCGAUAUCUUAUAAAAGACUUUGAUGAUGUUUUUAGAGCAUACUAGGCCAAUUAAUCAAUUAAAUCAGGAAAAGAUAGAGAAAUAUUUUUAUGAAUGGAGAUUAUAAGACACAACGUACCGGUAGAUGUAACUUUGUAAACACAAGAAAAAAAUAAGAUAUUUAAUAUAUAUUGAAUGAGUGUUAAAUAAUUGCAACAAAAAUAAUACUAUGGUGUCGGCUGAAUAAUGCAAAAGAUAGGGAGCGAAUUACACCUGUGACACAAUGACAAAAAGGAAUUAGAAAAGAAAUAGAAAAGGGCAAUUAUAACAUAUGCACACUAUAGUAGCGCAGUGGUGGUAAAAAUAAAUACUUAAUUUUUUAUGAUAAUAACUCUAGAAAAAGAGAAGAAUAAAAAAAUGAACAAGCGGAUGAUAUAUAA